Lactuca saligna is the source of this 422-nucleotide messenger RNA. The record is from the annotation of a GenBank genome assembly. NCBI's taxonomy places the organism in Eukaryota, Viridiplantae, Streptophyta, Magnoliopsida, Asterales, Asteraceae.
AUGAUUGUUGCGUUGAGUUGUUCAACUACUGUAACGGCUUCAUCAGAUGAUGUUUACAAAGACACAUUUUGCUGGGACGUCUUUCUUAAUGUUCUACUUGGUGAUGAAAACUUAAGAAAUUCAAGCAUGGCUGAUGAAAUCAGAGCACAAGUAUAUCAUGCUAAUGAAUGGCAAAGUAAUGAAGUUGAAGAAGAGGUGGUGAAAAAUAAGAACAAAAUUCAUGAUCCAAAUACACCAUAUGAUAAGAUAGAACCUAAGAACAAGAUUAGUUGCAAGAAGUGGAAAGAGGACAGAGAUGAAUGUUUUCCUUUUUAGAUUAUAUGUCGUAUGGGUGUACAAUGAAAGAUCAUUUCAAGUUAAAAGCUUGGUUGGAGAGCAUCAUUGUAAUACUCGUUCCUGAAGUUGGAAGAGCUUGGAGCCAU